AUGCCUCCAGUGAACGGCAAGCGGAAAGCCGUAGUUGUUUCCGAUAGCGAGGAGGAGGUUGAGCCAUCAACUCAAGGCGCGUCGCAGUCUCCCGUCAAGCGCCCGCGCGUUCGGGAUCGUCACGGUGACUCGGAGACGGACGAGGAAGACGCCGCCACCCAGCGCCGCUCAAGCCGAAGACAGUUCAGCAGAGUGAACGGAUCUCAAGUGAACGGUGAUCACGACAGUGACGAAGAUGAAGACGAGGACGUCAUUCCAUCCGCAGACUACGUUGCCGGGUCAGUCGUUCGUAUCAAGCUCAAGAACUUCAUGACCUACGACUUUGUCGAGUUCCAUCCGGGACCUCACCUCAACAUGAUCUUGGGCCCCAACGGAACGGGGAAGUCGUCUAUUGCCGCCGCUAUUGCCAUUGGUCUCGCCUUCCCUCCGAAGAUCAUGGGGCGUGCGCACGAUCUCAAGUCCUACGUCAAGCAGGGUUCUGAGGUGGCUGCGAUCGAGAUCGAGCUCAAAGGCAGGCGGGGGAAGCGGAACUCGAUCGUUCAUCGAGAGUUCAGCCGAGUCGACGAUAAGUCGACCUUCCGCUUGAAUGGCCGCACCUGCCAACAAUCUUUGGACAAAGUGUCUGAUUUCGCAAAGAUGAACCCUGUCACUGUCCUGCACGAGACAAUGCGUGCUGCCGGCGACUCGCGAUUGACCAAGUGGCACGAAGCCCUGGUGGAGAAGGGCAAGGUCACCGAGUCAUACGACGAUGAUAUUGCGAAGGACAUCGCUGCGCGGGAUCAGCUUCAGCGACAGGUCGACGAGCUUGCUCCUGACGUGGAGAACUAUGAAGCUCGUGCGGAACUGGAAGCGCAGCAAGAAUGGAAACACAUUGUCAAACUCGGCCUUGAGUUUGAGCAGGCAAAGGAGAUCAAGGCACAGAAGAAAUCGGAGGUCGCAAAGGCGAAGCUGAAGCUGCGUGCAGUCGAAUCGCGAGUGUCCCCUCUCCAGGAACUGUCAAAGGAGUUGAUCACUCGCAGGAAUAAACGAGAGAAGAACUACAAAAAAGCGCAAGACGAGGUUAAAGAUUGGCGAACUGCCAUCCGAGACGGCCGCGAAGCGGUUAAUCAAGUCGAAGCCGAGACGAAAGGCAUCAAGGAUGAGAUGCAGAGGUUGAAGAGGGAGGAGAAGCGACGACUCGAGAAGAUUGCAGCUCUGAAAGCCCGGAAGGAGCACUACGAGCGUGUGCUCCAGGAACCACAGGAGGACGUUAGAGAUAAAGUCAAAGAGAAACAGCAAGAGAGGAAGGACCUGUCCAACGUUCAGAACGUGCGGUUGCAGAAGGCGUUCCAGUUAGACCCAUCCAUUGAAUUCGCCUGCAACUGGAUCAAGGCGCACGAGAUGGAGUUUGAGGCGAAAGUUCAUCUGCCACCGAUGGUUUCCGUCUAUGUGCCCAACCGCAAUUACGCUUGGCAAGUCGAAAUGUGCACUAGCAUGGCACAGAGGAAGCAGAGGAAAGUGUCCCUGCAUCUGGCUGUCGUGAACGUAACGGACGAGACUGUCAAUCCCCCACGUCCAUGCUCUCCUGAAGUUCUUGCGAGACUGGGUUUCGACGGUUUCGCCGUAGACUUCGUCGAGGCAGAGCCCGCAGCUUUGACUUUGCGUUCCGGUGCCGGCCUCUCUGCCGAUCAAGUCACAGCUGCCAACAUCACGUCUUGGGCUACCAAAAAUGACUUCACUAAGGCCAGCCGUUCCGCAUACGGACGCCGAGAUUGGACGUACACGUCAUCUGCUCCGGUCUCAGCCAAGGCUUUCAGCCUCAUUGGAAAUGGCGGAGCUGAAGCGAGAGCGCCAAAGCAUGGAGCCCAAGAUCCAGAAGCUGGAGGAGAAAACGCAGGAGUGUCUAACGACAAAGGAGGAACUGAAGUCGGACUUCGUGAGUGGGCGAGUUCAGACGCGGCUGACUGUCAGGACCGCACUGGUCGGGAGCUGAAGGAACUUCAGAACGAGAUUCAGAAGUAUGAAAAGGCGCAUUACGAGCUGAGUGAUCGGCUGGAAAAUACUCCGUCCUCGGAAACCAAGAAGAUGGAGUUAUCGGAAAAGCUAAAGACCCUUGCACGUCGCCGCUUCAACACUCUGAAAGCCCUACAGGCAGCAUGCGAUCCAGCCAUCUUACGCUUCCACAGCGUGCAGACCGAAGGUUUCGGCGUGCGUCAGGCGGAGGCCAAUGCUGUCGUUGUGCAGGAGGUAGUGCAAGUGGCUGAGGACCGAAUGAAGGAGCACAAAGAGGCAGUAAACAAGAAGGUAGAGGAGUGGCAAACCAUCAAAGAGAUGUUGUUGGCCAAGGCGGAGGCGAUCCACGACUUGAUGAAGGAUCGGGACUCGCAGGCUCUCAAGGACGACAUAGCUUCUGUGCAGGCCGAGCUCGACGAGAUCGACGACAAGCUUGCUGUAUCGCUAAACGUUACUCGCGACGUCAUUGAGCGCCACGAACGCCUGUCUGAACAGCUCGGUCGCAUCAAGCAUGCUGUCGACAAGCAGCAGCGAGCGCGCGACAGGGCGCACGCCGAGGUCACAGCGAUCCUCGAUCAGUUCAACCCGGCGCUUGACGCGCUUGUCUCCGAAACAAGCAAGAAGUUCUCCGAGGCGUUCGAAAAGAUGGGUUGCAGCGGUGAAGUGCGCGUGAACCGCGUCGAGGGCAGGUACGACGAGUGGGGUAUCGAGAUCCUUGUCUCGUACCGUGACAACGAACCACUCGCUGUCCUGACCGCGAACCGCCAGUCCGGAGGAGAGCGCUCUCUCGCCACUGUCACGUACCUCAUGUCCCUGACCGAGAUGGCUCGCACGCCCUUCUCGCUCGUGGACGAGAUCAACCAGGGCAUGGACAAGCGCGCCGAGCGCCGCGUCCACAACCAGAUGGUGCAGGUGACGUGCUCGGAAAACGCUGGGCAGUACUUCCUCAUCACGCCCAAGCUCCUCGAGGGCCUGCACUACAACCCUCGCAUGCGCAUCCUGCAGGUCAACAAUGGUGUGCGUCUCCCCGACUCGGCAGACAAGUCAAAGCGCUUCGGACGCCUCAAAGCGUGCCUCGAAAAGUACCGUGCCGCGCAUGGCAUCACGGCCUAA
Molecule: messenger RNA, 3105 nt
Organism: Trichosporon asahii var. asahii CBS 2479
Lineage: Eukaryota; Fungi; Basidiomycota; Tremellomycetes; Trichosporonales; Trichosporonaceae
Product: nucleus protein
Exons: 11
Coding region: 1-3105 (1034 amino acids)
Biological process (GO): double-strand break repair via homologous recombination
Cellular component (GO): Smc5-Smc6 complex
Molecular function (GO): ATP hydrolysis activity; ATP binding
Source: RefSeq, a predicted model, not a curated record